Molecule: messenger RNA, 2319 nt
Organism: Suricata suricatta (meerkat)
Lineage: Eukaryota; Metazoa; Chordata; Mammalia; Carnivora; Herpestidae
Gene: CHST15
Product: carbohydrate sulfotransferase 15
Exons: 7
Coding region: 520-2205 (561 amino acids)
Biological process (GO): hexose biosynthetic process
Molecular function (GO): N-acetylgalactosamine 4-sulfate 6-O-sulfotransferase activity
Source: RefSeq, a predicted model, not a curated record
GUAGUCUGACAUUUUACGGAUUUUGCUCUCUCUGAAGAGGAAACGUUUUAAAGGAAUACGAGAUGUAGAAGAAGAAAUCUUCUUGUGCGUCCCCAAGGAUGGAAUGCCCACCCGUCCCUCGUUGGAGACCAUGAUCCCUUCUAGUCUUGUGGAUGUUUCCAUGUCCUCCAGUGAGAGUUCUCCCACUUCAUUGUGUGCCAUGGGAAAAACCUGAAGGACAGGCAGCAUUGUUCCCAAACUUGUGGAUUUUUCUAAGGUUUCAGUGGCUCUUACAGAACAUGACAAUUGGAGAACACUUCCUUUUGUUGUCUUUCAGAGUUGAACCAAAGAAGGCACGUCCUCAUUGUCUAGGGCUCUGGUGCCUGCUCGUUUUUAUAUUUGUUUCCAUUGCUUGUGCCUUAAAACCAUCUCACGUAAUCAAAAGACAUCCUUGAAAGUUUCCCAGCACCACUUGCAUGCGUCUGGGCUCCGCGGGGGCUCUCCCAUGGCUCUGUGGGCCAGCAGUCCAAGGGCAUUACCAUGAGGCACUGCAUCAAUUGCUGCAUACAGCUGUCGCCCAACAGUGAGCACAAACAGCAGGUUGGCUGCGGAGGAGGCCCCCUUCACGGUCACCUGGAGUGCCCGGCGUGCAGAGGAGAGAACAAAAUUGUGCUUCGUGUGGAUGGUAAGCAGAUGAACUUGCUUGCCGUUCUCGAGGUGAGGGCUGAGGGAAACGAGAGCUGGGGCAGGUUUCUGCGCUUCAAGAAGGGGAAGCGAUGUAGCCUCGUGUUUGGAUUGAUGAUCAUGACCUUGGUGAUGGCCUCUUACAUCCUUUCUGGGGCCCACCAAGAGCUUCUCAUCUCCUCACCUUUCCAUUACGGAGCCUUCCCCAGCAAUCCCAGCUUGAUGGACGGUGAAAGCCUGAGUGACACGAAAGAGCAUCAUCACCAACCCUCUGUAAAUAAUAUUUCAUACAUGAAAGACUACCCAAGCAUUAAAUUAAUUAUCAACAGCAUCACGGCCAGGAUAGAGUUCACCACCAGGCAGCUCCCCGACCCAGAAGAUCUCAAGAAGCAAGAAUUACACAUGUUUUCAGUAAUCCCCAAUAAAUUUCUUCCAAAUAGCAAGAGCCCCUGUUGGUACGAGGAGUUCACGGGUAGGAACACCACCGACCCCUACCUGACCAACUCCUACGUGCUCUACUCCAAGCGCUUCCGCUCCACCUUCGACGCCCUGCGGAAGGCCUUCUGGGGCCACCUGUCCCACGCCAGCGGGAAGCACUUCCGCCUCCGCUGCCUGCCGCGCUUCUACAUCAUCGGGCAGCCCAAGUGCGGCACCACCGACCUCUACGACCGCCUCCGGUUGCACCCGGAAGUCAAGUUCUCUGCCAUCAAGGAGCCCCACUGGUGGACCCGGAAGCGCUUUGGAAUUGUCCGCCUGAGAGACGGGCUCCGGGACCGCUACCCCGUGGAAGAUUACCUGGACCUCUUCGACCUGGCAGCUCACCAGAUUCAUCAGGGCCUGCAGGCCAGCUCUGCGAAGGAACAGAGCAGGAUGACGAGCAUCAUCAUCGGGGAGGCCAGCGCCUCCACCAUGUGGGACAACAACGCCUGGACGUUCUUCUACGACAACAGCACGGACGGUGAGCCGCCCUUUCUGACCCAGGACUUUAUCCACGCUUUCCAGCCAGACGCGAAACUGAUCGUCAUGCUCAGGGACCCCGUGGAGAGGCUGUACUCGGACUACCUCUACUUCGCAAGUUCAAAUAAGUCCGCGGACGACUUCCACGAGAAAGUGACGGAAGCCCUGCAGCUGUUUGAGAACUGCAUGCUUGAGUUUUCCCUGCGCGCCUGCGUCUACAACAACACCCUCAACAACGCCAUGCCCGUGAGGCUCCAGGUCGGGCUGUAUGCCGUGUACCUUCUGGACUGGCUCACUGUGUUUAACAAAGAGCAGUUCCUCAUUCUUCGCCUCGAAGACCACGCAUCCAACGUCAAGUACACCAUGCACAGGGUCUUCCAGUUUCUCAACCUCGGACCCUUAGGUGAGAAACAAGAGACCCUGAUGACAAAGAGCCCUGCGUCCAACGCGCGGCGCCCCGAGGACCGGAACCUGGGGCCCAUGUGGCCGGUCACCCAGAGGAUCCUUCAGGACUUCUACGGGCCCUUCAACGCCAGGCUGGCCCAGGUGCUCGCCGACGAGGCGUUCGCCUGGAAGAAGACCUGAGGGUCGCGUCCCCUGCGGUUUCCACUGUCACCGUGAUUUAAAAACCUCUUGGGGGGGGGUCCCUUUACUCAGCAGCGUGCAGAGACCCCAAGAUUCUUCUCCUUCCCCUCCCAA